GCAAUCUAAGCCCCACCCAAAUUUUGGUCCACCGACCGCCACUGUUACUGUUUGACAUCUCUCGUGACAUCAAAGAAUCUCCCCAAGCGCGUGAUGAGGCGUCAUCCUUGCACAACAAGAUGGACAAUUUUGAAUUUACUGGGCUGUGUUUGUUUUAGGAACAAGUUCUGGCACGCUUUAACACUGUCAGCAAAACACUUCAGAAACCACCACUCAACCUGGGAGUCGUUAACAUGUUGUACGAUUCUCUAACUGCUUUCUUAACAUGACUUCGAGACGAUUUCGAGCGAAUCGAACAAUCAGCCUCACCUUUCGUCGAAGAGCCUUCCUACCAAUACAAACGCAUUGCAAAACGCAAGCGCUUCCACGACGAAAUGAAAGAUGUUGAAGCUGUUUUGUUGCACCGGGAGCAGUUUAGAAUAAACACCUUCCUUGUCAUCGUUGACUGCCUUUUGUCUGAACUUGAAAAGCAAGGAGACAUCUACAAGACUCUGACUCAAGAUUUUGACCUUCUCUUUUAUCUUCAGAAGAAGCCUGCCACAAGCAUUCGAGACGCAGCAUCUCGCAUUCAGCAGCAAUGUGAGGACGACCUAGAGCCAUCAUUUCCUGACGAACUAGUGUCGUAUUCAGAAUAUGUCAACUCAGCAUUUCAGUCUGAGGAUACACUUUCUCCUCCCCGGCUCCUUCAAGAUCUGCGCGAAAGUGGUGCAACAUCAGCUUUCCCAAAUGUAGAGAUCGCACUGAGGCUCUUUCUCACCAUGCCUAUCGCCAACGUAGAGGGUGAAAGAUCAUUCUCCGUACUGAAACGAGUGAAAAGUAGACUGCGUUCAACGAUGGGACAAGAGAAACUAAGCGGCCUAGCUCUCUUGACGAUUGAAUCUGAAACGACAAAAUGUCUAGACUUUGAGGACAUCAUCGAGGCAUUUGCCCUGCAAAAAGCCAGGAGAAAAAUAUAAGGUAUGAGUUUUUAUAAUCUGUUGUGUAUGUGUUUAGAUGAAGUAAACCACCACGAAGUAAACAAGCCCGGAUAGGUUUCGGCUGCCUCAUACUUUGUAACAGAAAUAGAUCUAUAAAUGUGCUUGUCGUCGUCUUAAUC
This is a messenger RNA of Aplysia californica (California sea hare), 1096 nucleotides long. RefSeq lists its product as uncharacterized. The transcript has a single exon. The record is from RefSeq and is a predicted model, not a curated record. Lineage: Eukaryota; Metazoa; Mollusca; Gastropoda; Aplysiida; Aplysiidae. Bases 375 to 956 code for a protein of 193 amino acids. Gene Ontology annotation, molecular function: protein dimerization activity.